CCUCCAGUGCUUUAGGGGCUCCCACAGAGGGCCGGCCACCCCGCCUGGGCAGGCCAGCCUGGGGCCCGAGGGGUGGCAUCUUCUGGCCCCUCCCCACGUGUCCUGAGCCCCAGGCCUGAGCAGCCUCCACGGCCUGGCCUGUCCACUUCCCAGCACUAGGCCGAGGCUCAAACAUGCCCAGUGAGGGUGCUUCAAGUCUCCUCCCCUGCUGCACGUCCGGGACCCCCCCGUCUUACACCUGCCCUGCUCCCAGAGAGAAGGCGGCUCUGGAGGAGGUGGUGGAGGAGCUGAGAGGGAAGGUGGACCUUUCAGACAAGGAGAAGCAGAGGCUGGAGGCCAGGAACGAGGAGCUUCAGAGAAGCCUCCUGCUGCGGGCGCAGAAGGCCGAGCUGGUGCAGCCGAGACAGCGGGGCCAGAGGGAGCUGGAGACCAGUCAAGGGCGCCUGGAGCGGCUGGAAGAGAAAUUUUCUGGACUCAAGAAGGAGCUGGUGUCAGCCCAGGAGGCACUGAACGCAGUGCGGCUGCAGAGGGACAUUCUGGAGAGCGAGAGGGAGGGUCUGCGCGGUGCCCUGGCCCGGGCCGAGUCCAGCAAAGCCAACCUGGAACUGCUCGUGACUCGACUAAAGUCGGAGGGGGUGGAGCAGAGGGACUCCCUGGCCAAGAUGGCUGCCCUGAUGGAGGGGCUGGCUCAGGACAAGGGCUCCCUGAACCACCUGGUCCUGCAGCUGGAGCAGGAGCGGGCCCGGCUGCAGGAGCAGCAGAAGGUGCUGGAGCAGGAGCAGGCGGGCACUCGGGAGCAGCUGGCACGGGCGGAGCAGCAGCUGGAGCUCAUGCGGGCCGAGCGGAGGGGCCUGCAGCAGGCCUGUGGGCACCUGGAGAAGCAGCUGGAGCAGCUGGAGGGGCAGGCAACCCGGUUCCGGCGAGAGAGGGCCCAGCUGCAGGAGCAGGUUGGCCAGGUCACAUGCAAGAAGCAGGCCCUGGAGGAGGAGCUGGCCCGGAGACUACAGGACCAGGAGGCCCAGAUGGAUGCUCUCCAGAGGGCCCUGCAGGAGAAGGAGGCUUUGUCUGAGGAGCGGGCCCAGCUGCUGGCCAAGCAGGAGGCCCUGGAGAGGCAGGGCCAGCUUGUGGCUGAUGAAGCAGCUGACCUCAGGGCCGAGAGGGACUCUCUGGAGAGCAGCCUCUUUGAGGCCCAGCAGCUGACAGCACAGCUGCAGACACAGCAGGAGCAGCUGGAGGGAGAGGCCCAGAGCGCCAGGCUGGCCCAGCAGGCCUUGCAAGUGGAACUGGAGCAGCUGAAAAGCACCUGGGAGGUCCAGGAGACGAGGCUGCAGUGGGACGUGGGGCAGCUCCGGCAGCAGGUGGCGCAGCAGGAGCGGGACGUGCAGCUGGCCCUGGAGAGCCGGGCGCUGGCCCACCGCGAGGACCUGGCCCGGCUCCAGAGGGAGAAGGAGACCCUGCGUCUGUCUCUGACGGAGGAGAGGGAAGUGUCAGCACGCCGGCUGGAGCAGGAGAAGGAGCUGGUGGCAAGAGGUGCAGCCAAGGGGGAGGCUCUGAGGGAGGAAAUUCAGAGCCUGAAGCACGAGCAGGAGGAGCAUCUCCUUCAGCUGGAACAGGAGAUGCAGCAGGCCCUGUCUCUGAAGGACAUGGAGAUGAACCGGCUGAGGGAGGAGCUCGCGAGCACCGCGCAGGAGCUGGACCUGGCGCGGCAGGAGGCCCGGAGCCGGCAGGAGCGAGCUGAGGCCACCGUCAGCGCCACGACUGCAGAGCUGAAGGCCCUGCAGGCCCAGUUUGAGGACGCCAUCUCAGCCCAUCAGAGAGAGGCCAGAGCUCUGAGUGAGAGGCUCCGGGAGACGGCGGCGGAGCGAAACACCGCGGGGAGAGAGGCCAAGAGGCUGCGGGCACAGCUGGACGAGGCCCAGGGAGGGCUGGCCGCGCUACGCCGGGAGCUGCAGGGCAGCGAGGAGAGCCGGGCGGGGCUGCGCAGGGAGGCCCUGGAGGCCCGCCGGGCGCUGGGUGACGAGGCCCACGAGAAGGACGUGCUGCAGGAUUCCAACACCGAGCUGCGGGCCGCCAUCCGCAGGGCUGAGCACGAGAAGGCCAGCUUUAAGCGUUCCAAGGAGGAGAAGGAGCAGAAGGUGCUGGUCCUGGAGGAGGCCCGAGCGGUGGCUCAGAAGGAGGCUGGAGAGCUGCGGGCCAGCCUGCGGGAGGCGGAGCGGGCAGGGGCAGAUGCCCGCCGGGAGCUCCAGGAGCUACGCAGACAGGUGAAGACACUGGAGGGGGAGAACCAGAGGAAGAGCCAAGAGGUGAUCCAGCUGCAGGUCCAGGGCGCACAGGACGCACAGCAGCAGCAGCAGAGCCGGCAGCAGGCUCUGGAGCUGCAGAGGCUGGUGGCUGAGGCGGAGGCUGCCAGAGAGGGCGCCCAGAGGGAGGUCCUGAGGCUGCAGCAGGCGCUGGCGGAGGUGGAGGCACGAGGCGAGUCCCGGGAGAAGCAGCUGGAGCAGCGCCUCUGUGAGAGCCGGCGGGCGGAGCAGACCCUCCAGGCCGAGCUGCACAGUGUCAUUAGGAAGCUGCAGCAGGCCCGAGGCGUGGCCGGCGGCCUCCGGGCUCGCCUGGACGUGGCCGGCCACCAGGCCCGCAGCCUUGAGCAGGAGCUGGCCCGGGCCGAGGGCGCCAGGAGGGAUGCGGAGGGCCAGCUGGGCCGGCUGUGGUCCGCGCUCCGCCUCGGCCUGGGGCUCCGGACACAGAGCCCCUCCGGCUCCCCUGAGCGGCCGGGCUCCCCCACCAAAGGCUCAGACGGCUCCCGGAGUGCCAGCCCCCCAGCCCGGUCCCGCUCGCCCCUUCGAUGGCCCUCGCCUGAACCAGGAGACCAGAGCACAGAGGUGGCCGUGGCCUCCGUGCAGGGCGCCCUGAGGGACUUCAUGCAGAAGCUACGGGACGCCCAGCGGGAGCGGGACACCUGGCGCUCCCAGGUCGGGAGCCUGAGCCGCCGGCUGAGUGAGGCAGAGAGCGAGCGCGCCCGAGCCCAGAGCCGCGCGGAGCAGCUGCAGAGGGCUCUGGCCGAGGCAGAGGAAGGCUGGCGCCAGGCGGAGCGUGAGGUGAGCAGCGCACAGGCCGCGCGGGCCCUGCAGGGGAAGGCGCUCCGGCGCCUAGAGACCGAGCACCUGGUGAGCAUGCGAGCGGCGGGCCUGGAGAAGCAGCGGCUCCAGGUGGGGACGCCCCGCCCCCAGCCCCCCACAUCCCAGCGCGGGGGGGGUGUGCGGCCCCUGAAGACCCGGCCCCCGGUUCUGAGCCCUGCCGUGUCUGCCCAGCCAGGGGCUUUACCUCCACAGCAGCCCCCAUCUGGCACCCUCCUCCCCAGCAGCUGUGCUGUCCAGAUCGCGGGGCUGGAGCAGGCCCACGCCCAGCGGCUCCGGGAGCUGGUUGCCCAGCACCAGCGAGACCUGGCCACGGAGGCCACCCAGAGCCUGGCGUCCCAAGAGAGGAGGACCCACCAGCAGCAGGUGAAGGUGCUGGAGGAGCAGGUGGCCAGCCUGAAGGAGCAGCUGGACCAGGAAGCGAAGCGGCAGCGACAAGCUUGCCUCGGCCAGGCCGUCCAGGCCAAGGAGUGAGCCCUGCAGCCAGUGCCCAGCCCACGCGGCCGCCGCAGGCCUGACCCCCGGGCAGCAGGACCCCGGCUGGGAAAGCUCAGGCCUCGUGCUGCUCGGGGCCGCGCUCGAGAGGGGCACCGGGGCCCACCGCUCGGAGCUCACCGCUCACCCCGGGGGUCGGCGGGCACCCUCUGCUCCACUGACCACAGGGCGCUCCCCCAGCCCUUGGGUCCUCGGCCUCUGGCUGGUGCUGGACCAAGCCUCAGACACUGCUCUCCGACACAGCCCCCGCCCCAGCAGCAGAGACUGUCUGCGCAGCUUGCACCGGGCCUGGUGCUGCUUCAGAUGUGCUGACCUGGCCAGAGUCUGGUGGCCAGGCCCCGUCAGGCCGGCCUCCGCAGCCACAGGCCACAUUCCGUGCCCUCAGCUCCGUAAACAUGGGGAAACACAUGGAAAACAUUUCCACCAACUGAAGCCAAAAACAUAAUGCCCUGCAAGGCCCGGCCGCCGCAGCCCCUCCAGAGGCAGCAGGACCUCCCGUGUCGGGGACUGCAGGUCCGUCACAGUGGCAGGUGGCUGCAAACGACUCAGAACCAAGUCCUGAGACUCACCAGCCGUGAGGGACGUCGGGGUGUCAAAGCUAGUUGUCAGAGAACCACCCACUUUCCCAGCCCAUAAACUCUGGGACAAUUCCUGCGGGAAUCCAGCCCUGGUUGCUGUGGAGACGGAGACAGCCAUCCUGGGCCCACGGCCUGGGUCACCUGUCAGCUUCCCUCUCUGCUCCCCCAUCAAUGCUGGUCAGAGUGACUUGUCUGUUCUCCAAGCGGCCUCUUUUGUUCUGUAAGUGGUGUGUUUACAACAUCUGUGGGGCGCCAGCCAGCCCAGCAAAUGCCUGGUGCACAGCUGCUGGUCGCCCCAGCUGCCCCCUCCCUCCAGGAGCCCCCAUGACACCCUCGAGGACUCGUGGAGCGACCUCCCCUCAACAGUCACGCUGAGCUGUGGCCCAGACAGACCAUCUAUGUGUCUGUUUCGAGGCUGGCCCAGCACCGGCAAUGGGCUAUCCUAGCAGAACUUCCUUGGCAAUGGAGUUGCUGCACAAGAGCAGCGACCAGAGAGGGGUGGGCAAACAGGCGUCGCUCUGCCUGCCAGCCCUGCCUGAUCGCCGGUGGCUGUGUUGAGAAGGGUUCGCAAGUUCAGCCCAGGCUCAGAGGGGAAGAGCUUGGUGAUUCGUGAGCAACAGCUGCUCCAGGCAGAGGCGGCGUUCGUGGUGGUGCAGGCACCUUGCUGCUCACCCUCUUGCAGUGGCCAGUUAGAGCAGCGGGCAGCAGGCAGGCUCACCCCGCCGCUGGAGGGCGCUGUACCAAUGGGGAAGGGCAUUGGUACCGAUGGGGAAGGGCAGGGCCACAUGGCACUCAGGGCCUGGCAUGUAGCGGACGGGUCCCUUCCCUUCCGCCCCAAGCCGGCAGGCAGCUUCCUUGUGGGGGACCCCCCUCCGCCACCGCCACCCCCACCCUCAGCAGGACCUGAGGGACGGUGGGGGAGAACCAGAAGCUGGAGACUGGAGUCUCUCUGCAUCCCUGUGGCGCCCACUGGGCUCUCGGGUGUCACACCUUUGGAACUGGAGCCCUCAGCACAGAGGAGGUGCUUAAUAAAAGCACAGGGAUAAAAGAGAAACACGUCUCAGACGUGAGCAGGGUCGGAACGGUUUCUCAGCACUGAAAUGAGGGCCACCCACAACGCGACCAGCGAUCUGACUGGAGGUGUCAGGGCCCUCCUUGCCCAGACACUAGGUGCCUGUGAGCCCUCCAAAACUUUUCUAUUUCAACAAAAAUUCGAUCAAUGUAAGAAAUAAUACUUUCACUUAUUCCACAUAAAGUCAUACACUUAGGAAAAUGGAUUUUUCUAAUGGAAAUAAAUUGGUGUUUUCCUAAGCAUUUCCAAUGGUGAGCAUGUGGCUUCUAUGUGAGAUUCUGCUGGGGGCGCCCGUCCCACACGUGGACCAGCCCCACCAUCUCUGCCUCAGUGGACCAGCUGCUCCAAGGCCCCUUCCAGCCCUACAGUGUAGUGACCACCUGGGGUGGACCUCCCUGGGAGCCAGACCCUAUCUGCCCCUCCAGGCCCUGUGACCUCCUGGACCCAUUCCCAGAGCAGGUAAGGGCUUCCCUGGGGCAGAGGCUUCUGGGUUCACCUACAUGGGAGGACCGGCUGCUCUGAGGAGAAGGAGAGAAAGCUAAAGGAGCAUGCAGCCAGCCAGCCCCUGCCACUAGCAGCCCAGCCCUCCAGGGACCAGCUGGACGCUCCCCACCUUGGCCUGCAUGGAGUCCUGGGGUGUCCCGAGGUCAGCUCUGGGGCUCCCCCUCUAAACUACACACACACUCCGGUCCUAAAUUAAAAUAUCCCAGGCCUGUUGGGGAGGCUCAGCUUCCCGGCCGCAGAACGGGCCUGCUUGAUAAAGUGAUUUUGGUUUUGAUAAAUGUGGACUUUCUGUGGCAAAGACAAAGGCACCCUUGAGUCCAGAGGGGAACCUGAAACAGUACAUUGCUGAAAAAUAUUUCCUGAUAAUAUUUUUAGCACCUGGAAAAAAAUUUUUUUUCUCUUUUUUGCCUACAGAGUUGGGUGUGUGUGUGUGUGUGUGUGUGUGUGUGUGUGGAAAUGUAAUGCCCAGCAUGGUGGAGCCUCGUGUUAACCCCCGGUCUCCCAAAUGGAACUGUAAGUGGACCAGGGUGAUGGCCGUGGAGCGUCAGCUGGCCUCUGCCCGGGAAAGCAUGGCCUCGCUGGGGGUCACCACCCAAGCCCUGCCUGUGGCUGGCCACCAUGAGCACCUGCUCUCCAGGGUGGGGCCCAGCCUGAGGAUCUCACAGUCACCCAGGGGUUUGG
Messenger RNA from Vicugna pacos (alpaca), 6464 nucleotides. The record is from RefSeq and is a predicted model, not a curated record. NCBI's taxonomy places the organism in Eukaryota, Metazoa, Chordata, Mammalia, Artiodactyla, Camelidae.